AUGCCAGAGCUACCAACAAUUGUCAUCAGGGGAGGCGAGAAAAGUUGCUUCGUCGAUAGCCACCCCCUGAUUCUCCUGCUUCGAGCCCAGGUCUCCGACAAGCUUAACCUAAAGGUCGGGGAAUAUUCUGCAGUUGCAGGCCUUGUUGUGCAUAAGAUACGGGCGUGGAAGGGUGUGCAUGAAGCUAUUUGUGAUUUGAAGCCAUCGCUCGAUGCACCUUCACACCGACCAGAAGCCACAAUCAACAAGAUGGCCUGCAAGUAUUACUAUUAUUAUCGCUGUUAUUAUUACAGUAAUACAAGCAGAUCUCCGGCUAUAAGGGGGAUAUCAAGAAGACUAUGCUAUGCAAUUGAGAAGAAACAAAGGGUAAAACGUCAUGGUGUGAAAAGCAAAUCUAACUGGGGUAAAAAAGCAUGGAGUACAAUGUAUAGUUUUUUAAUCAAGACCAAAAAAUGCAUAAACCAAACCGAAGCUAAUGGGUAA
Microsporum canis CBS 113480 is the source of this 483-nucleotide messenger RNA. RefSeq lists its product as uncharacterized. The record is from RefSeq and is a predicted model, not a curated record. Bases 1 to 483 code for a protein of 160 amino acids. NCBI's taxonomy places the organism in Eukaryota, Fungi, Ascomycota, Eurotiomycetes, Onygenales, Arthrodermataceae. The transcript has 2 exons.